AUGGAUUUUGAGGAAAAUAUCAUUAAAAGACAAAAUUCAAGCGAAUAUUUCGACACCGUAAUCGGCCACAUUGAGGACAUCGUGAUUGGGGAAGAGUUUCAGCGUAUGGUCAAUCAGUUCAUGGAAUGCUAUUACUACGAGUUUGAACCGGGUGAAGAGAAUAAAAUUAUCUACACGGAGAUCUACCAGAAGUACACGAACAUGAUCGAGGCACACAUCGUGGAGCAUCUGAACCGGAAGAUGACCUGCUUCGACAUGGAUCUGUUUGCGAUGGAGCUAGAGAACAAGAAAACCCAGCUCGAUGGUGAGAUCUUCGAGCUGUUGUAUACGCUAACGGAUUUUCUCGCCUUCAAGGAUAUGGUGCUGGACUACAAGGCGUUCAAGGAAGGUGCAUAUGAUGAUCUGAGCAAGGGUAUCAGCGUUACUGGCCUUCAGAAAUAG
Messenger RNA from Anopheles marshallii, 441 nucleotides. RefSeq names its product ADP-ribosylation factor-like protein 2-binding protein. The coding region runs from base 1 to 441 and encodes 146 amino acids. The record is from RefSeq and is a predicted model, not a curated record. Gene Ontology annotation, biological process: maintenance of protein location in nucleus; positive regulation of tyrosine phosphorylation of STAT protein. Gene Ontology annotation, cellular component: mitochondrial intermembrane space. The transcript is spliced from 2 exons. NCBI's taxonomy places the organism in Eukaryota, Metazoa, Arthropoda, Insecta, Diptera, Culicidae.